Messenger RNA from Rana temporaria (common frog), 964 nucleotides. RefSeq lists its product as uncharacterized. The record is from RefSeq and is a predicted model, not a curated record. Bases 120 to 881 code for a protein of 253 amino acids. NCBI's taxonomy places the organism in Eukaryota, Metazoa, Chordata, Amphibia, Anura, Ranidae. The transcript has 6 exons.
CAUCCGACGUCCGACCGAAGGGAACACCCCAUAUAGGCGUGGCUAUAGCUAUGUGGGCGUGAAUGCUGGGCGGGGCUCGGCGCCGUGUACCGGAGUGAGGUGAGAGCGGCGGGAGAGCGAUGUCCGGGAGACGCCGGAGAGGAGGGAAGGCGGCGGGAGAAGACGGAGGUGCCGAUGUGGAAUGUGAGAAGAAUCCCGACUACGUUGAGCAUUUGGCUCGAAAAUACAUGAGGAAGUGCCGAGUGGAAUCCAGCACAGACUCCGAGUCCGACAAUAACGAGAACUUUGGAAAUCCAUUGUCCAGCACCCCGACACAUGAGAUCACAUCCAAUGUGGAAUUCCUGACAUUACAGUGCCGGGACCCGUACGAUGGGGACUCUGAAUCAUCGGCACAAUCUGAAGGCAGCACCCACGAUCCCUUUCUGAGUGAAGCCGACUCGACUAUCCAUGGCACUAAAGAUGACCAAGUCCACAUGGAAUGCAGCUCGGGGGCCGCACAGGAGCAGCAGUCCACAUGGGACGAUUGCAGCCUCGCCUCGUGUGAGAUUACCGACGUCAGUUUCCAACCUCGAGCCACCACAGACUCUUCACCAGAUAACGUCCGAUCGUGUCAGAGCGCCACCUCCAGGUCUCGCCAGUCCAUGGACUCCGGCAUCGUGGCCGAGGAAGCCAGUCCUACAUCUGGGCGCUUCGUCCUGCUUGGUGUAGACCCAAGAGCGCCAAAUUCUCCUCCUUCCGUGUUUGCGGCCAGUAUGACCUCAGAGGAGAACAGUGACUUCAGUAUGGUGGAGUCCUCUGUCAUCAAACGGAAAUUUGGACUAAAAAUGGACAUUGAGAAGCUGAGAAGGAAGAAGGCUCGCGUGGCGGAACAUUCCAGCUGAUGAUGAUCCCGGGAUGAACUGAAGGGCCUCUGCAGCUUCUGUUUACUUUAUCCGCAUAAUGUAAUAAAUAUGGAGAUUGAAUA